AAAGCUUCUUGCAGCGAGUGGCCCUCCCGGUUGGCUCGCGCCUGGGGCGGUGGCGCUGGAGGAGCUCGAUACGGAGCCUAGUUAUGUCUGGGAGGCGAACGCGGUCCGGAGGGGCCGCUCAGCGCUCCGGGCCAAGGGCCCCAUCUCCUACUAAGUCUGUGCGGAGGUCCCAACGGAAAUCAGGUUCUGAUCUCCCGAGCAUCCCCCCUGAAAUGUGGCCGAAGACACCCAGUGCGGCUGCAAUCAGAAAGCCCAUCGUCUUGAAGAAGAUCGUGGCCCAUGCUGUGGAGGUCCCAGCUGUUCACUCGCCUCGCAGGAGCCCUAGGAUUGCCUUUUUCUUGGAGAAGGAAAACAAGCCCCCUUGCAGGGAGCUGACCAAGGAGGACCUUUCCAAGAUAUACAGCGUCCCUGCCACUCCCAACACCUCUCCUGUGCUCAGCCCUGAGGCUGAGUCCAGUUCCAAGGAGAGAGAGCUGGACGCCAGAGACUUGGAAAUGUUUAAGAAAGUCAGGCGUUCCUACAGCCGGCUGGAGACCCUGGGCUCUGCCUCCACCUCCACCCCAGGCCGCCGGUCCUGCUUUGGCUUCGAUGGGCUGCCGGGGGCAGAAGAUUUGUCCAGAGUCUCACCAGUGGUGUGCUCAAAAUUCACUGAGGUCCCCAGGGUUGGUGCAAAGCCUUGGGCCCCAGACACAACUCUCCCUGGAAUCUCUCCACCACCCGAGAAACAGAAACGGAAGAAGAAGAAGAUACCAGAGAUACUGAAAACGGAGCUGGAUGAGUGGGCUGCGGCCAUGAAUGCCGAGUUUGAAGCUGCUGAGCAGUUUGAUCUCCUGGUUGAAUGAGAUGCAGUGGGGGUGCACCCGGCCAAAUUCUCCCUCCUGUCCCUGUACAUAGCACCCUCCCUGUGGAGAGGACACUUAGGGUCCCCUCCCCGGUCUUGUUACCUGUUUGUGUGCUGGUGCUGCGUGUGAGGCCUGUCCACCUUUGAGGGCUUGGGCAGCAGCGGCAGCCAUCUUGGUUUCAGGAAAUGGGGCUGCCUAGCCCAGCCACUCGCUAGUGUCCUGUCUCUUGUCAUCCUGUCCUUCCUAUCUCCCUAAAGUAGCAUAGCCAGUUUCCAGGUGGGCUGCAGACUGGGGAGGAGAAUCAAUGGCCCAGCCAGAAGUUAAAGGACUGGGGGUUAUGGUGAAGGGCACCUCUGCUCUUGUUGGGAAGGGUAGCUGCUUAGAAACAGGCCCAGGAGCUCUGCCAGCCUUCGCUUCUCCCUCCUGAGUUGCCUUCAGUUGGUGGCUUUCUUCCUGAGCCCAGCUAUGUGAAGAGGUUUUGGAUUCUGUGGGUUUCUUCUUCGAUUUUGUAGAUAGUCCCAGAGAGAAAUCGUGGGCUGAGAGCAGUUCUGUCUUGGAGGAAGAAGCUGGACGUUCAGCCUGUAGAGUCUGGGUUUUGAAGGACAUUGUGGGGGCCUUAUCUGGGUCUCAGACCAUAAGUGUUAACUACCAGAAGCUGUGUUUUCUAGUUCUGAUCUGCUGUUGAGGUGUUUGGUAAAUGUCAGGUUGAUAGGACGCUGGCUGCCUGGAGCAGUGUGCAUUCCGGCAUAUGGCCACCAGGUGCCGUGAGUUUCCGUGGCUCACAGCCUCUGGGCUGGUCCGCUGCACAGGGCCCAGGCUGGAGUCUUACCACUCUGCUGCAGGGGUGGAAGGUGGCCCCUCUUGUCACCCAUACCCAUUUCUUACAAAAUAAGUUACACAGAGUCUACUUGGCCCUAGAAGAAAAAGUUGAAGAGUCCUAUCCCUACUAGCAUUGUGCGACUAUGUUUGUAAAAUCCUCAGAAGCUUUCCUAGCGCGCCAGACGGCAGCAGGGGUUUAUAGCAGCUUGUUUUCGGCCUCCCUACCCUCUCACAUGAGAACACUGCCUGGGAUGCAUCUCGUGAUUUCUGGACAAUUUCCCCACUUUCUCUUCUUUCAAUACUGGUAGAAGGUGUGGUUUCGGAGGCUGCCCUGCCCCCCACUCUCCUGCUGCAUUCCAGGACAUUGGACCUUUUGAUGUUUACAAGUUCAUGGAAGUAGAAGCUGAGGUGUACAGAAGAGCUGGUGGAUAACAGAGAAUGCCAGGGAAGAUGAGCGCCGGGUUAAGGUACUUGGAUGAAAUGGCAUAGGCUAGGCGGGCCUCAAUGAAACCCUCUGCCAGGCCUGGGAGUCCCAGACCAUCUGUUCAAUGCUCUGUGCUUUGUCAGACCUACAAGCAAGCCUAGGUGUCUUUGAGCUGAGCCGUACCAAAGAACUCUCGUCCUCACUGACUGAUGGGGCAGAACUCUUGGGAAAUGUCUUAGUCCUACAAAAUUGGGCUCACCAGAUGAGGUGGAGUUGAGAUCAUCAUUGCAAACUUCUCUGUUCCUGAGGAACUGAGUUUAAGGGGGAAAUGGGGUUUUGUUUUAGAGUUGGAAAAAACUCUGAUUAAAGGGUUUCUGGCUG
Molecule: messenger RNA, 2466 nt
Organism: Saimiri boliviensis boliviensis (Bolivian squirrel monkey)
Lineage: Eukaryota; Metazoa; Chordata; Mammalia; Primates; Cebidae
Source: RefSeq, a predicted model, not a curated record